This is a messenger RNA of Dictyostelium discoideum AX4, 5316 nucleotides long. RefSeq lists its product as hypothetical. The coding region runs from base 1 to 5316 and encodes 1771 amino acids. Lineage: Eukaryota; Evosea; Eumycetozoa; Dictyosteliales; Dictyosteliaceae. Gene Ontology annotation, cellular component: myosin complex. The record is from RefSeq and is a predicted model, not a curated record. The transcript has 4 exons. Gene Ontology annotation, molecular function: cytoskeletal motor activity; ATP binding.
AUGAUGAUUGAUAAUAAUUGUGGUAAAGAAAAAGUAUGGGUACCAAAUCCAGAAAAAGGUUGGAUUAAUGGUGACUUAAUAAAAGAAAUACCUGGUGAAGGUUGGUUAGUUAGAGAUGAAAAUGGAAAAGAAAUUAAAAUUGAAAAAGAUGAAUUAAGAAUGCAAAAUCCAGUAAUUCAAGAAGGAAUAGAUGAUAUGACAUCAUUAUCACAUUUACAUGAAGCAGCAGUAAUACAUAAUUUAAUAAAAAGAUAUGAAAUUAAUUCAAUUUAUACAUAUACUGGUAGCAUAUUGAUUGCGAUUAAUCCAUAUACAAAAUUACCAAUAUAUAGUAAAGAAAUGAUUGAAAGUUUUUGUGAUCAACCAGUUUCAAAAUUAGCACCACACGUUUACUCAAUUGCAGAAUCAGCAUAUAGAGAGAUGUUAAAUUUUCAAAAGAAUCAAUCGAUUUUAGUAUCUGGUGAAUCUGGUGCAGGUAAAACUGAAACUACUAAAUUCUUAUUACAAUAUUUCGCAGCAAUGGGUGAAAAAGGUAAUGGUGUAAAUACAUCGUUAAUCUCUGAAGAGGAUAUAGUCGAGGGUAAUAAUAUUGAAACUCAAGUUAUAAAAUCAACACCGAUUCUAGAAGCAUUUGGUAAUUCAAAAACAUUACGUAAUGAUAAUUCUUCAAGAUUUGGUAAAUUCAUUGAAAUUCAUUUCGAUAAAAUAAAAGGCACAAUAGUUGGUGCAAAAUUAGAAACUUAUUUAUUGGAGAAAUCUAGAAUUGUAAAACCACCAGAAAAUGAAAGAGGUUAUCAUAUAUUUUAUCAAUUAAUUAAAGGUUUUAAUAAUAGUUGUUGUUUAAAAAAUAGUAGUAAUAAUAAUAAAGAUGAAGACAGUAGUAGUAGUAGUAAUAAUAAUAUUGAUGAUUUAAAAUCAUUAUUAAAAUGUAAAGCAUCAGAUUUUAAUUAUUUAAUUUCAAGUGGUUGUGAUUCAAUUGAUGGUGUUGAUGAUUCACAAGUUUUUAUAAAAACUGAAAAUGCUUUAAAAGUAAUGGGUUUAUCAAAUGAUGAAUUAAUUGGAAUUUAUAAGAUAUUAUUAUCAAUUUUACAUAUUGGUAAUAUUGAAUUUGAAAAGGGUAAGGAAGAAGAUUCAUCCAUAAUCAAGUAUGGAAAUUCAUCAUUUGGUGAAUCAUUUAGUGAUGAUGAUGCUGGUGGGUAUAAUCCAUUGGAAAUAUCAUGUAAAUUAUUAGGUUGUUCAGUUGAUUCAUUAAAGUCAACGUUUUGUUCAAGAAAAAUGAAAGCUGGUAAUGAAUCUUAUACUAUAAAUCAUACAGUUGAACAAGCAUCACAAGCAAGAGAUUCUUUAUCAAUGUUUUUAUAUUCAAGAUUAUUCGAUUGGUUAGUGGUUAGGAUUAAUCAAUCAAUUGAUAAAAUUGGUACUGAAAAGAAAGAUAAUUCAUUCCUUUUCAUUGGUAUUUUAGAUAUCUAUGGUUUUGAAUCAUUUGAAUCAAAUUCUUAUGAACAAUUCACUAUCAAUUAUGCAAAUGAAAAAUUACAAAAUCAAUUUAAUCAUCAAAUUUUUAAAUUGGAACAAUUGGAAUAUGAAAAAGAGAAAAUCGAUUGGUCAUAUAUUGAAUUCUCUGAUAAUCAAGAGUGUAUAGAUUUAAUUGAAAAGAAACCAUUGGGUAUUUUAAGUAUUUUAGAUGAAGAAUCUCAAUUUCCUAAAUCAACUCCAUCAACACUUUGUACAAAAUUAUAUAAUAAUCAUUCAAAAUCUAAAAAUUUUGAAAAACCAAGAUUUUCUCAAACUCAUUUUAUAAUUGACCAUUAUGCUGGUAAAGUGGAGUAUGAUACAAAUUUAUUUUUAGAAAAGAAUAAAGAUUUUAUAAUUUCAGAACAAGUUAGUGCCUUAGAAUCAAGUAAUUGGAAAUUUUUAACAAAUUUAUUUCAAAUCCUAUCAAAGAAAAUGAAUGGAGGUGGUGGUACAAGUGGUGGUGGUGGUGCUGGUGGAAAUAAAGCAUCAUCAUCAGCUGCUGGUAAAUCAACAUUUAAAUUUACAUCAGUAUCAUCACAAUUUAAAGAAUCAUUAAAUUCAUUAAUGACAACAAUUAAUUCUACCAAUCCACAUUAUAUAAGAUGUAUUAAACCAAAUACUGAAAAAAGAGCAAAUCUAUUUGAUAAUGUUAUGGUAUUACAUCAACUUCGUUGUAGCGGUGUAAUUGAACAAUUGCGUAUAAGUAGAUCUGGUUAUCCAUCAAGAUUAGUUUAUGAUAAUUUCAUUAAACGUUAUAAAUUAAUUGUUGCAAAAGAUUUUAAAAAUGAUGAUGAUUCAAAUGAAUCAAAGGAAUGGAAUUCAAUAUUAAAAGAAACUGAUUUAAAUAGUAGUAAUGGUGGUACCAAUAAUCAAAUAGAAUUGAAAAGAAAGGGUGCUGAAUUAAUGAUAAAUAAAUUAUCAAUUGAUAUUAGUUCAGUUCAAUUUGGUUUAACUAAAUUAUUUUUUAAGUCAGGUAUUAUUGCAAAUUUGGAAUUGUUAAGAUCACAAACCAUGAUAAACAGUGCAACCUUUAUUCAAAAAAUAUGGAGAGGUUACACUGAUAGAAAAGCUUACACAAGUACUAAACAUUCUUCAAUUUAUUUCCAAUCAUUAAUUAGAUCAUACUUACAACAAUUGGAAUACAAUUCAAUGGUUGAAGAGAAUUCUGCAAUUCAUUUACAAUCAUUGAUUCGUACUAAUGAAUUGGAGAAACAAUUUAAUCAAUUGUUAUCAACAACUAUUCAUUUCCAAAGUUUAUUACGUCGUUUAGAAGAUUCUAAAGAAUUCAAUACUCUAAUGGACAGAAUUAAAAAGAUUGUAAAGAUUCAAUCAUUGUGGAGAUCAAAUUUGGCAAAGAAACAAUUGAAAUUAUUGAAAGCUGAAGCUAAAUCAUUAACAAAUGUAGUUGCUGAAAAGAAUAAAUUGGCUUCGAAAUUGGGUGAUAUUCAAUCAAAAUUAGAUAUGGAAUCACAAUUGGCACAAAAGAUAAAGAAUGAAAAUGAACAAUUAUCUUCACAAUUUUCAAAUAUACAAAUUGAAAAAGAGAAAUUACAAAAAGAUUUUGGUAAUAUUAAUUUAGAAAAAGAAGAAUUACUUUUAAAAUAUUCAGCUUUAGAAUCUGAAUAUCAUCAAUAUAAACAACAAAAUGAAUUAAUAAUUUCAAAAUUAAAACAACAUAUUAAUGAUUUAGAAGAAAAGCAACAUCAACAUUCAUAUAAAAAUAAUGAAGUUGUUGGUAAUACUAGUUUUGAAGGUAGUACAACAACAAAUAAUGGUGUUACUAGUCCACCAAAAUCAUCACCAGCUAGUCCAAUUAGAAAUUCAAUAAAUUCAAAUAGUGAUACAACAAUAAGUGGCAGUAGUGAUGAUAGUAUUGAUAAUACUGAUAGUUUAAUAUUAUCCCCAAAACAACAUAAAGGUGAAGAUAGAAAAAGAAAUCAUGAAAUUUCAUCAAUUUCACCACCAAGAUCAAGAGAAACUAUUGGCCAUGAUGAUGAUGAUAAUAAUGUUGAUGUUAUACCAAGACGACAAUUUAAUGAAUUAGAAAAAGAAUAUAAAGAAUUAAAACAAAUGGAUGAAACUCAUAAACAAUAUAUUGAAUCAUUAAAACUUCAAAUUACACAAUUGGAAGAAAAAGUUAAAAAAUCAUCAAGUCAUCCACGUUCAUUAUUACCUGGUAUUCCUUCAAAUAUUAAUGAUUCACCAAAAGUAGUUUAUACUAAAUCUUCAAUUACAAAUGAUAAUAGUAGUUCUCAUCAUCAACAACAACAACAACAACAUAAUAUAUCACCAUCAAAUAGUAUUACAAGUACAACAUCACCAAUUAAUAUGAUGGAUAGUAAUAUUAAAUCAUUAUCAUAUAAAGAUUUUACAAAUAGUCAAGAGAUUGAUGCACAACAACAAUUACAUCAAUAUCAUCUUAAUAAUGGUACCAACCCUGCUACAUCUACUACCAAUGGUAGUGGUAAUCCAUUAAGUCAAAGUUCACCAACUGGUAGUGAUAAACAUAUUCAACAAAGUACAAUUUCAGAUUUAGUAAGUGCAUUGAAUUUCAAUAACUGUCAAUUGGAAUCUGGUAAAUAUUUAGUUGAUUUAAUCAUAAAGAAUCAUGAUUCAAUAGUUUCAAAAUAUGUACCAUCUGAAAUGGGUGGAAUACCUGAACCUGCAUUCAUUUUAUCACGUUGUUUCUUAAAGAAUAUUUAUGAUGUUGAUGCAACAGUUAUUGGUACUCCAAAUAGCACAAAUAGUGGUGGUGGCAGUGGUACUGGUGUAUUAGAUCCAAUCGAAACCAAUGUAAACAUUUUAAUUUAUUUCUGUGAUAAAGUUGAAGAAGUAAUUUAUAGAGAUCCAAAAUCAAAUUGUUCAGCAUUAUGUUAUUGGUUUUCAAAUUUCUAUACAUUAUUUAAUAUUAUGGAAACUUAUAAUCAAGAUACAAAAGAUCAAUUAUCAUUAAAUGAUCAAGAUAAAGCAUUAAUUGAAAAAUUAAAAAUUACACUUCAAACAAUGAUUGUAAAAGCUCAUAAAAAUGUUGUUAAAAACAUCACUGAUUAUAUUCAACCAAUACUUCAUAAAUCAUUAAAUGAUACAACUUCAGAAAUUGAUUUUAUGGAUCCAAUUACAAAUUAUUUAAAUCAAAUUCAAAUUUCAUUAUCAUUAGAAAAUUGUUAUAUUAAUAAUAAUUUAUGUAAAUUAUUAUUUGAACAAUUAUUUUCAUUUAUAAAUGCAAUGAUAUUUAAUGAAAUUUUAUUAAGAAAGGAUUUAUGUUGUUUGAGAAGUAGUAUACCAAUAAAGAUGAAUAUUUCAGAAUUGGAACAUUGGGUUAAAUUACAUCAUGGUAAAGAAUGGUCUUCAAGUGUUUGUGAUAAAUUAAGACUUUUGAAAGAGGUGGUUUACAUUUUAAUGAUUGAUAAAACUCAAUUACAAAAUGAUGAACUUCGUGAUGAAAUUUGUCCAACCUUAUCAAUAGCUCAAUUAAAACAAUUACUAACAAUGUAUUCACCAGAUGUUGAUAGUUUUGAAGAUCCAAUCCCAUUAGAAAUUUUAACAUCACUAAUGGAUUCACCAAAAUAUAAUCCUGAUGAAAAUAUCUUAUUGGAUCUUUCAAAAAUUUUCACUUUAAAAUUCAUAAAUUCAAAUCAAACUUUAUCAUCCUCAACCUCUUCUGAAAAUGAUUUAAUGGCUACUAUUAAUUUAAAUGCUUUAGAAUCAGUUCAAUAUGCUUGUGAUGAUUUAGUAAGUAAUAUUGUUAAAAAGAAUAUUGAAAUUGUUUCUUUAAAUAAUCAAAAAUCAAUUAAAAAAUAA